Messenger RNA from Gastrolobium bilobum, 1693 nucleotides. RefSeq lists its product as uncharacterized. Lineage: Eukaryota; Viridiplantae; Streptophyta; Magnoliopsida; Fabales; Fabaceae. The record is from RefSeq and is a predicted model, not a curated record. The transcript has 5 exons. Bases 153 to 1286 code for a protein of 377 amino acids.
UUUUCUUCUGACCCCCUCAGUUAGCAAUAGCAUAAGCAACCAACAGAGUGCCAUUUGGGGGCGCACACACACUCUGUUGUUCUAAUAAUCAAAGUAAUAUCAAAGUCCCCCCCACCCACCUUCCCUAUUUGAUCAUAGUGACUUCUUUUAUUAUGGCUGUUGACCUACACACUGGGGACUCUUAUCUCUUCCUCCUCCCUGAUAAGCAAGAACAACAUACUUUGCCACCACAUGACCUCAAUCACAACAACAACAACAACAACAUCAACGGCUCAGAUUUAAAGCCAAAAGUGCUGAUUCCCCACGAGUUUGGGUCGCAUAUAAAUCAAGUGGCUGAUUUUACUGAGGCACAGGGGAACGAUAAGGAGGACGAUCUCGUUGCCGAGCUGACUCGUCAGAUGGCUCACUUCAUGCUUCAAGAUGACCACAAAUUCGAUUUCUCAUGCAUUGGCUCUCAGAAUUUGGAAUCGCAAUGGGAUUCAAUUAGUUCGCUUCAAUCAACUCUCUGGUCACCUUUGGGCAAAAAUCAAAGGAGCCCUGAAGGGUCCUCUCAGGAAUCAUUGCCUUUGAACAACCAUGACUCUUGUUGGGAAAACACCAACAACGUGGUGGGUAUGUUUGAGAAGAUGAAGCUUGACGAAAGAGGCGAUUCUAAAUACCACCCUGGUUAUGGGAUUCAGAGCUUGGAAACCUCCAAUGUUGGAGUCUCUUCAUACCAAUCUCUAAUUCAGCAACAAAUUCGAGCUGAUCAAUUGUCACGGCUCAGGAAAGAGCAUAUUCUGUCUCUGAAGCAAAAACUCACCGCAUAUAGGGAAAAUCAUGUCAUGCUAUCACAGCAAUUUCAGAAGAAAGGUAAAGGGGUUGUUGAUGUUGGGUCCGUAAACGGACGGAGGAUUCGUCCACCGCGGCCUGCUCCUCCUCCGCCGAAGCAAGCUGGUUCGGAGAUGCUCCCGCUUUUCCUGGGUAAAUCCGGUUCAAGAGGCACACCUUGUGGGACCGGUGUUUUCUUGCCACGUGGCGGAACUAGUGCCCCAUCCGAGUCACGUAAGAGACCAGGUAAAGGUUGUUCCACUGUUCUUAUACCCGCUAGAGUAGUACAGGCUUUGCAACUCCACUUUGACCAAAUGGCUGCCACGUCUGGACCCAAAGCUGGUGGAUUCCCUCCCCUACAUGAUGUUUUAGUGAGUGACAGAGCUGGCAUGUAUUCACUACAGAAGCGCCAAUCACGGAAAAAACAGGCAAAUAUCGAAAGUGAGAUGAUUCUGCCUCAAGAGUGGACCUAUUGAAGCCUGACGCGCAUUUUGCAACUAUUUGUCUUUUUCAGUUUUAACACAAUCAUAAUAGCAAUGGAGAAAGAAAGAAAAGGUUGAAGAGGAAUAAAGAAAAUGAACACCCUAGUCCCUACUUCACAAUGGUUCAAUAUAUGGGGAAUUCUUUUAGAUGGACUGUACGACCAAUAGAUAGCAAUAAUAUGGAUUCAGAAUAUAUAUCUUUUUUGUAUUUUGCACCUCCCUUAGUUUGUUUUAAAGAAAACAAUAAAAUAUAUAUAUAUAUUGUAUAAAAGGGAACCGAUUUCGAUCUCUUCAUAUGAUCGAGCAAUUUAGAUGCUUAAUUAGCUAGGUGAUGAGUGUUUGACUGAUUCUAGGCUAAGGGUGUCUUUUAAAAUCCUUUGUAAUAAUAAUUCAGCUCAAAU